Molecule: messenger RNA, 3375 nt
Organism: Peniophora sp. CBMAI 1063
Lineage: Eukaryota; Fungi; Basidiomycota; Agaricomycetes; Russulales; Peniophoraceae
Source: the annotation of a GenBank genome assembly
AUGACCGAUGAUGUCCGCACUCGAAGCGACGACCCCGGAGAUUACAGCACACCCGCUGACGCCGCCCCGCAAGCAAAUGCUUCGCGUCGUGUGCAAGACGAUCUGAUCCAUGGCCGGGGUGGGAUACUGAUUCCCGAAAGCGACGUUGGAACCGCGCAAGUGACACACGAAGUACAACUCCAGCUUGAAGAGUAUCUCCAUCGGCUGCGCGCUUUGGAACGCUCGUGGAAGGAACCCAACCUUGUCUUUUCUGGAACCCUCGGACUCCCUGGUGACGAUAGUCCCUGGCGGAGGUUGCGGCAUCGUGACGGACCCGACAACCACGGCUUCCUAAGCUCCAAGAAUGAGACGGCGAAUCUACUCAAAACUCUCAAGGACUACCCCGUCCCAUCCUUUGCCCGUGCUGCCACCGAGCUCAAGCAGACGACGUUGGAUUUAGCCGAGACUCUGAAUCGACGGCAUGACCGCGUUGCGAACGAGCAGUGGUGUGCGCACCAGCUACAGAUGCGACUCUAUCACCAGGCCAAAAUGUUGAGAAUUGACACGUCAUCAUGUUUCUUCGACUUGUCUGGGCUAUCCGCGUCUCAUUUGAUGGGCAUGCUGUCCGUCAUCGCAGUCUACUACUUUCGUGGCGUUACGCGCGACGCGUCUCACUUCCUCCUCGAAGCUAUCGGGCUUAUCAUGGUGGAAUGCGUCACGGGGUUCUGCGUUACUCGUGGGAUCGAUUGCUCGAACAUCGCCGGCACCGUCUUGGGAGACUGGAGCGUGGACAUACGUACUGUGCUCAAGAGGUUCAAUCUCCUACCGGAAUUCGUCGAGUGGGCGCAUUGUCAGCAUUGCCAUGCUCUACACACAGCUGACCCUGGCGGGCGCGAUUUCGCAGAGAUAUGCGGUUACCGGGGAUGUACAGGGCAUCUAUUUCGCCACUCCAUCUCCAACGUCAAUGCCCUGGUCACUCCACUAUCACCCUACAGGGUUCAGUCCCCAAGUACGUGGGUUGGCAGGCUUCUCUCCAGGCCGAAGAUCGUGAAUAGUCUUAUCACGCACGCGAGCGCCAGCUUGUCUGGUAUGGAACACGACUUCUGGCACGCCUCCGCGCCGAGGGAAUUCCUUGAUGAGAAGGGAAGACCGUUCUUCCGAGCCGCUUUGGAUGCUGGAGAGUAUCAUCUUGCGUUUGGUCUCUUCGUUGACUGGUUCAACGCUUUCGGAAAGCGUUCCAGUCGCGGUCACUCCUCAGGAGUCCUAUACAUCGUAUGCUUCAACCUACCCCCUGAGUUGCGUUACCGUGUCGAAAACAUGUGUCUCGUCGCCGUUAUCCCGGGUCCGAAGGAGCCUGCGCUUCAAGCUCUCAAUCACUACCUUCGCCCUGUGAUUGACGACUUGCUCGCCUUAUGGAAUCCAGGAGUGAUCCUCAGUCGUACGGCCACUGCUACAGAGGUACUCGUACGCGCGGCUCUUCUUCCCCUCAUCGCGGACACUCCCGCCAUCAGGAAAGCCCAGGGCACGUUGUCUUUCAGCUCUGGGGUAUCGCCAUGUAGCGUCUGCGCUAUCUCUUCCGAAGACCUCAGUAACUUUGACUACGAACGUUGGCCCCGCCGAAGCUGGGCUGAACACUUGGAGCAUGCGGCGGCUUGGCGAGAUGCCCCUACGCCCGAGGCCCAGGAGGCACUGGCGCAAGUGACCGGUAUACGCUGGUCUGAACUCCUGCGUCUACCGUAUUGGAACCCGACAGUGUACGCUAUCGUCGACGCCAUGCAUAACCUCUUUCUCGGAGAUAUCGCGAGGCACCUAGAGAAAGCUUGGGGGAUGCGGUGGAUCAAACCUAGGGAUGACGCGGUACCUAAGGCUCAAAGGCUAUCGCAUAGUCCAGAGCAACAGCGGGAGAUGCUCACCAAUAUUGUCGCAGCUUGGAAGCGGCGCGAUGGAGAGUAUCUCAUGGGGAGGCAUACGAGGAAGGACUAUCUGCUCGCCGUCGCGCACGCGAACAAGAUCGCUGUCCCAAGCGGAGGGAGUAAGCGCGAGAUUGCAACCGUCAUGAUAGGCUGGCUGGUGAUACAGUCCGCUGGUACUGCUGAUGAAGUACAUGUCCGGCAACCAGAACCGCGAGACUACGCUGUGCAUGUCUUCGAGGGUGAUGAUCUACCGGCGGACUCUGGUCUGCGCAUCCUGGAUAACGAGGAGCUCGAGGCCAUCUGGCCCGUAACGUCUCGUAUAUCGUUGCCUACAUGGCUCAACCGUGGACAGCAGUACUUUGGAAAACCGGGCAUUGGCACCAUCAAAGCUGACAGCUGGCGCACCAUUGGAACGAUACUGCUCCCCCUUGCACUCAUCCUUCUCUGGGGCAAAGGCGGGAGACGCCAUACACGUUUUCACGCCAUCCUCUUAGACAACUUCCUCCAUCUGGUUGUAGCUGUCAAUCUUGCGACCAUGCGCACGACUUCCAAUGAUAGGCGCAUGAGCUACUUGGAGCAUCUGCAAAAGUACGCGCGGGGCCUCGUGCACACAAUUCCGAACUAUCCUGUCCCCGCCAAUCUACAUCUGAGUUUUCACAUCCCUGAGAUCUUGGAGCUCUUUGGGCCAGUGCACAGGGAGCUCGAGACGACCUUCUUCAACGCGUUCACCAGUGCUUGUAAUCUGCGCGUCAUGAUGGAAAACCUCACCGAUGCCAAGUUGGUACUGUUAUUCGUAAACCUUUUCAACCGGUUUUUCCCGGGAGACGCUGUUGCGUCGGGCGAGAGCAAACCUGCAGCCGUUCAUAAGCGUCAUGCUAAACUCACGUUUGAGGAUACCGCGCUUCUCGCCUAUCGCCUCAAUGCAUCUCAAACUCAGAGUCCGUACUCAGCCGCGACCGCUCCAAAUCGCAUCCAACUCACGCGCGAUGUCACUAUGCUCUCAAGCUUUACACUCAAGAAAACCAAAUUCUCGGAUUCCGCGAGCUCUCGAACCGAUUGCGACGUCAUAGCUUCCGUCUCUCCUUCGGUUGAUGCGUACGGAGAAACUGCGGGGAGAAUCACUGCAAUCUUCGAGCACACUCGCACAGAAUCAACGGGAGCAAAGGUAACCGAGACGUUCGUCAUCUUCCACCCCUUCGAACCCCUCUCAUCGGUAGAGGUGACUCGCGAUCCGUUCCGGGCAUUUGACGGAUUCAAUGCACGCUCAUAUCGCAAUCGGCUCUCAAAGGAUAGGAUUGUUCUCCGGGCGGACGACGUCGUGGCGCACUUUGCUGGACUAGUAUACAAGAUGGCAAAGCUCCCGUCUGGUGAGGGCGAACAGUCGGAAGAGGUGCAGACUCUGUUCCUCAUCGAGGAAGACACAAACCCGAUCGGCCAACGCCUCCCGGAAUACGUUGCUGUGCUGUCUUUAUGCAGGGAUUGA